This is a messenger RNA of Heterostelium album PN500, 1785 nucleotides long. RefSeq lists its product as uncharacterized. Lineage: Eukaryota; Evosea; Eumycetozoa; Acytosteliales; Acytosteliaceae. The transcript has a single exon. The coding region runs from base 1 to 1785 and encodes 594 amino acids. Gene Ontology annotation, molecular function: protein binding. The record is from RefSeq and is a predicted model, not a curated record.
AUGAAUAAAGAUUUAUUUUCAUCAGUUUUCAAUAACAAAGUAUUGAAUAACUUGAUAUUCAAAUUUGUAUAUUCACAUGUAUCAGAAGAAUGUAAAUAUAGAUGGCGAGAGCUACUUUGUACUCCAAUGGUAAUGGCAUCACACGGUUAUUUGGAACUUCUGAAGGUGUACUUCAAGAAUCCAGAACAUUUAGAAUAUCAAAUGGAGGAAGCAUUACUUUUUUCACCAUACUCUGGUGAUUUAGAGACUGUCGAAUACCUCUCUAAUCUUGUUGGAGAGAGAGAGGGCUUGGAAGUGGGCAAUGUUUUUGAUUCUGCUGCAGGAGCUGGUCAUCUGCACAUCAUAAAGUGGCUCGCUGUCAAUAGACCUCAGGACAGAGCUGGUAACAAAAUGUACGCUGAAGCAGUACGACACAAUCAUAUUCAUAUUCUCGAGUUUCUAAAGUCGGAAGAUAAAGAAAAACAUUGUUUUAGGAAGGCAGGAAUUCAAGAUGAUGAAGAUGAAUAUGAUGAAAGUGAAAAUGAACUAGAUGAUGAAGACGACGAUGACGAAGAAGAUUAUUCACAAAGAUUAUUCGAUAUUGCUGCUGAUGCCGGUCAUCUAAAUGUUCUGAAAUGGAUGCAAAACUAUCAUAUUGGUGAAUGCUCAAGCAAAGCAAUGGAUAAUGCUGCUUCAAAUAAAUUCUUUGAAAUUGUUGUAUGGUUGCAUAUGAAUCGAACUGAAGGUUGUACAACUAGAGCAAUGAUGCAAGCAGCAACAAAUGGUGAUUUGGCAUUGGUGCAAUGGUUCCAUAAUAAUCGAACUGAAGGUUGUGGCAAUGCUAUGGAUUUCGCGGCUGAAAAAGGACACAUUGAAGUUGUUAAAUGGUUGCACUCCAAUCGAACUGAAGGUUGUACAAACUUUGCAAUGGACCUAAGUGCAAAAGGAGGACACAUCGAUCUCGUCAAAUGGCUCCAUUCAAAUCGAACUGAAGGUUGCUCCUGGAGGGCAAUGGAAUACGCCGCUAGAAAUGGACACUUGGAGAUUGUGAAAUUCUUACAUAUCAAUCGAACGGAAGGUACUUCAGAUGUGUUACUGCUCGAUAAAGUAGCAAUUAAUGGACAUCUCAACGUCAUUAAAUGGUUCCAUGAGAAUCGAACUGAAGGUUGUUCAAGCGCCGCAAUGGAUAAUGCAGCCAUUCAAAACCACUUGGAACUUGUGAAAUGGUUGCAUGAAAAUAGAACGGAAGGUUGUUCCACUAGAGCUAUGGAUUCCUCGGCAAAUAUGGGUAGUAUCAGGAUGGUAAGAUGGCUUCAUGAAAAUAGAAGUGAAGGAUGUACCAAGAAAGCAAUCGAUAAGAUUGGAGUGCGGCCUUCACUCACUGGUCUUCUGGUCAUAUGUGACUCCUCGCAGGAACAAGCUGACAACAUGCUGGAGGUGGUAAAGUUCCUUCUUAAAAAUAGAAAAGAAGGAUGCUCGAAAUUGGCGAUGGACAGUGCUGUUAAAUUCGGAUUAUUAGAUGUGGUCAAGUACCUCCAUGAAAACAGAAAAGAUGGUUGCACAUCCAAUGCAUUUAAUUUAGCAACACAGCAAGGUAACCUCGAAUUACUAAAAUGGCUAAACACAAACCAAUCCGAGCACUGUACUUCAGAUCUUUUUGAUUUGUUAUUAGAGACCGCAAAGGAAUGUAGUGGUACUCCAGAGAUGAUCAAUUGGAUUAUAAAAAAUAGACCUGCAGAGAUAAAAAAAACAAAAAGAAAACCAGCAGCCAAAGUACAAAGCAAAAAACAAAAAAUUUCCAAAUAA